Molecule: messenger RNA, 1683 nt
Organism: Pelmatolapia mariae (spotted tilapia)
Lineage: Eukaryota; Metazoa; Chordata; Actinopteri; Cichliformes; Cichlidae
Product: zinc finger protein ZFP2-like
Exons: 8
Coding region: 1-1683 (560 amino acids)
Biological process (GO): regulation of transcription by RNA polymerase II
Molecular function (GO): RNA polymerase II cis-regulatory region sequence-specific DNA binding; DNA-binding transcription factor activity
Source: RefSeq, a predicted model, not a curated record
AUGUCUUCAGUUCAGCAUCUGAGAGAGUUUAUCAAGGAGAGAUUAACUUCUGCUGCAGAAGAAAUCUUCUCAGAGUUUGAAAAAACGAUCGUCCGGUAUGAGGAGGAGAUCCGUCAGCUAAGACUGCUUAAUAUCAGACCCGGGAUAAAGUCACACAAUACAGGUCUGGAUGAUCAGCAGGUCUGUGACCAGGAAAGGAGCUCCAGUCUCAAGCAGGAGGACCCAGAGCCUGCACAGACUAAAGAGGAACAGGAGGAAACCUGCAGCAGUGACGAAGGAGAGCAGCUUGAGUUGAAGCAGGAGGAUGAAGGCAUUCAUGUCUGGACCGGAGAACAGCUGGAUUUUUUGUGUAAACUUGGAUUACGGCUGACUAGAAUAGACCUCCCACAGCAACAUGAUUGUAAGGAAAAUGAGGAUCUGGAUGACCCGCAGGUCUGUAGCCAGGAGAGGAACUCCAGUCUGGACCAGCAGGACACAGAGCCUCCACAGAUUAAAGAGGAACAGGAGGAAAUCUCCAUCAAUCAGGAAGAAGACCAGCUUGCACUGACGCAGGAAACCAAAAGCGGCAUCGUCUGGACCGGGAAGGAGCUGGGCAUCAUGUGGAACCCUGAAAUUUCUGUGCCUUCCUUCUGCCUCACCACGAUGGGAAGCAGAGCUUUUAGCUGCUCUGCUCCCAGGCUGUGGAACUCUCUACCCCCAGAUUUUCCACAACAUGACUGUAAGGGCGAGGAUGGGCUCACAAAUCAGCAGGUCUGUAACCAGGAGAAGAACUCCAGUCUACACCAGAAGGAUCCUUCACAGAUUAAAGAGGAACAGGAGGAACUCCGUACCACUGAAGAGGAAAAACCGCUUCUUCUAAAGCAGGAGACUGCAACUUUUCCUGCUGGUGAAGCAAGUGACCACAGUGAACCAGAACCAAGCAGUGACCAGCUCCUUUCUCACAACUCUCCUGUCACAGAUCAGGAUGAAAUCAAGGAUGGUGAGAAGCCACAUUCUUGCAGCACCUGUGGCAAAAGAUUUAUUUGGAAGGCAGACUUGACUAUACACAUGCGAAGUCACACAGGUGAGAAACCACAUUCUUGUAGCACCUGUGGGAAAAGAUUUACUACGAAGGGUCCAUUGAAGAUACACAUGCGAAUUCACACAGGUGAGAAGCCACAUUGUUGUUGCACCUGUGGGAAAAGAUUUACUCAGAGGGGUCAGUUGAAGAGUCACAUGCAAAUUCACACAGGUGAGAAGCCACAUUCUUGUAGCAACUGUGGGAAAAGAUUUCGUUUGAAACAAAUUUUGAAUAGGCACAUGCGAAUUCACACAGGUGAGAAGCCACAUUCUUGUAGCACCUGUGGGAAAAGAUUCACUCAGAAGGGUCAGUUGAAGAGUCACAUGCGAAUUCACACAGGUGAGAAGCCACAUUCUUGUAGCACCUGUGGGAAAAGAUUUAGUUUGAAACAAAUUUUGAAUAGGCACAUGCGAAUUCACACAGGUGAGAAGCUACAUUGCUGUAGUACUUGUGGGAAAAGAUUUCAUGUAAAAUCAAAUUUGAAAACACACAUGCAAAUUCACACAGGUGAGAAGCCACAUUCUUGUAGCACCUGUGGGAAAAGGUUUAGUUUGAAACAAAUUUUGAAUAUGCACAUGCGAAUUCACACUGGUCCUCAACCGUACUCCAUCAAUGUCUUCUGA